Molecule: messenger RNA, 1304 nt
Organism: Leptomonas pyrrhocoris
Lineage: Eukaryota; Euglenozoa; Kinetoplastea; Trypanosomatida; Trypanosomatidae
Product: putative udp-glc 4'-epimerase
Exons: 1
Coding region: 108-1304 (398 amino acids)
Biological process (GO): beta-D-galactose catabolic process via UDP-galactose, Leloir pathway
Cellular component (GO): cytosol
Molecular function (GO): UDP-glucose 4-epimerase activity
Source: RefSeq, a predicted model, not a curated record
GAACAUCGUUCUCUAAAGGUUAGCAUUCCUCCGUCUUCUGUGUUUGUUAUCGCAUCUCACCUCUUUAGUUCUCUUCCUCUCUUUUGCUCUUCUUCUUCAUCAUCAUCAUGAAGGUUCUAGUCUGCGGAGGCGCGGGAUACAUCGGCACCCACUUUGUGCGCGAGCUGCUGCGCCACUCUCGCCACGAAGUCGUGAUCGCCGAUAGCCUCGAGGCGGCGCACGGCUCCGACACCCACGUGGACACGGCGAAGAACUAUCUUCUCAAGAACCCAGGGGCGAACCUCGACGACGCGAGGAAGGGCGGGCGCCGUUUCGCGACGCUGGAGGUGGGGGAUGUGCGCGACGUGGGCUUUCUCGAGCACGUCUUCACGGCCCACGCCCCGAUCGACGCGGUGGUGCACAUGUGUGCGUACAUCAUGGUCGGCGAGAGCGUGCACGACCCGCUGCGGUACUACGACAACAACGUCAUUGGCAUGCUGCGCAUCCUGCAGACAAUGCACAAGUUCAAGUGUGACAAGCUCAUCCUGUCCAGCACGGCUGCCCUCUUCGGCAACCCGUACGCGCGCAUCAAGGCGGGGGCGACGGACGAGCCGGAUCCGAUGCUGCCGAUCCACCCCAAUGCGAAGCGCCUGCCGGAGAGUCCCUACGGCACGACGAAGCUGGUGGACGAGUACAUGCUGCAGGACUGUGCGGUGGCCUACGGUAUUAAGAGCGUGUGUCUACGCUACUUCAACGCCUGCGGGGCGGACGCGGAGGGCGACAUCGGCGAGACGCACGAGCCGGAGUCGCACUUGAUCCCGCUGAUUCUGCGCGUGCCGCUGGCGGACAAGAUCAACGCGUACAACGCCGCCCACCACCCGGAGCGCGCGAAGGUGCGUGAUUUCAUCUCCAUUUUCGGCACCGACUACCCCACGCCAGAUGGCACCUGCAUUCGCGACUACGUGCACGUCAAGGACCUAUCGUCGGCGCACGUGAAGGCGCUCGACUACCUGGCGAAGCUGACGCCCGCCGACAAGGACAAGUUCUUCAGCACCUUCAACCUCGGCACCGCGAAGGGCUACUCCGUGCGCGAGGUGAUCGAGGCGGCGCGUCGCGUGACCGGCCAUCCUAUUCCGGCGAAGGAGGAGCAGCGCCGCGAGGGCGAUCCGCCGGUGCUCGUCGCCUGCGGGGAGGAGGCGGCUGCCGCGCUGGGCUGGACGCUAGAGUACGACUCCAUCGAUAAAAUUAUCGAGUCCGCGUGGAAGUUCCACAGCUGCCACCCCAUCGGCUACGAGGGCUCGGACGGCGGGAAGCACAGCCAUUAA